CACAUGAUAUUUGUUGUCAGUUUUGGUUUUCUUUCUGCAAACAAAGACUGGAAGAGGUGGUUCUAUGCCAUUGAGCAGAAGAAGAUGAUGCAUUCAAUUUUGUGAAUUGAUUCUCGGUAUUACUGGAUUUAUGAUAGAAAUCAGAGAUGGUUGGGAGGAGAAGUUCAACAGGGAACAAAAGGUCUCCCAUAGCUGCAGAACCAGCUCUUGCCAGCAGACCAAAGAGAAAUAUUUCACCCAAAACCUAUGAUAUCACCGCUGGAUUGUCUUGGAAAGAAGAACGAGAACUAAAGAAAGCACUGUAUGCAUCAUUACAAGAAUCAAAGAGACCUUCAACCCCCAGACCAGGAAAUGAUACGCCAACUGAAUCAGACAAUCCUGACAAUGCAAGAUUUAGACCAAUCAAAAUUAAGAAGACAUUGUCCAGGAGGACCAGAAGUUCCAGUUCGAGUGCACCCUCUACCCCCGUGACAACCUGUCAGUCAGUGAGCUGUGUGGAUGAAACGAGUCAGGAGUCAACCAUGUCAUCAGUCACUAGUGUAUCAACUCUUGACUCAAAGAAAACUAAGGUCCGUGCUCAGAGGAAGUUUGCUAUGAACCAGCCAAACAACAUUCAGACCAAUUCCAGUACAAGUGUCCCAUGCACAGAAACAGGUGUCACAUCAACGUCGAAGACCGGCGAGAAGACGUCUUCUACUAUUGUUUUCCCAAAGAGAGCAAAGACAGAAGAUUUUCUGACCUUUCUUUGUCUCAGAGGUACACCUCUUUUGCCCCCUCAUUUGGACUUUUUUAACUACAGUCGCUAUGACAACAGUCUGACCAAUGGCCGUAAUGGUAGAGACACUUCUCCCUCGUCCUCCUCCACCAGCCUCAGUAAUGUGACGGAGGAUCACACGUUUACACCGGUAAAUAAGUUCACCACUCCAUGUAAGAAGGCUGCCCGGGCCAGUGCUGGCACCCCUGAGACUUGUCGUGGACUGGCAGGAGUGAAGCGGAUGGACAAGUCUCCAAAAACCAAGUCCCCGCUGGCCCGCCGAGGAAGGCCAGCUAGAUCCCUGAACAUCACACCAGUAAAAGUGUCACCCUCCAAAGAAAGAUUGCCAGCCAAAGUGCUCAACACUAGGCUCGAAAAAAGAGGGCUCGGAAAGGCAAGGCUGGCCUCCAAACGGAAAGCAGUGGCCACCCUUACCCAUCGAGCAUCACCUGCCAAACUCAAAGCCCACCCCACAGAGGAACAACAGAAUGAGCGUGAUAAGGUAACAGAUGGUGUAGGGUGUCGUGACUCAGUAGUAUGUAGUGUGCAUGGUAGAAUUGGGGAUGGCACAAGUAAGUGUGUGGAAUGUUCACCCGUGUAUAGUUCUCACAUAGAUGCUUCUCUCGCCAGCUUCUGUAUGUCUAACCAUCUGCUUCCUCUUGUUCCCUCCAACCUCUCCCUACUCCACAAGGAACACAUCAAUCCUCAGCUGUACCCUGCCUGGCAGGGAGAUAUUGUGGGUAGGAAAAAAGAAAAUCCCUCACAAAUACUUACUGAUCACAACCAAGAGACUUUGCCAUCAGAAGCUAUUCAGGAUGACCAAAUAACAAGGGAUUCCAUGUUGUAUGCCAAUAUGCUACAUGAUAAGAAAAAAAGUUGUGAAAUGAUGGCAACUCCCCUUUCUGCUGAUGAUGUUCAGUUUGCCAUAUCUGCUGUUCAGGAUUGGAAGACAGAAGCAGAGGACCAACAAGACAUUUGUGUCACGAAUCCACCACUAUUGUCAGCAAAUCAGAUAGAAGUGUUGGCUUAUAAGGUACCCACAAUCAUGGAAGAACAAGUAGCAUUUGCUGAAGAGAAGUUACUAGAAGCCAGCCUUGGUACCAGAGGACAAGUUUGUCCUCAGGAGGAAAAUUCCCCUCUGCUGAUACAGACAGAUAACACAGCAGACUUGGUUCAACAUAAAGAGCAGCAACUCAAGGAUGCUGAAAACCAAAACAGCUUACCAGCAUUAACUGAAAUGUUUAUUCCAGAAAACCAAGACAAUUAUCAGUCAACAACAGCUCUCCCUAUGACGGAAGCAAACACGACAGGAAAAGUUGUUGAGUCCUAUUCCUCUCCUCUUGGGGACAGGUUUUUAUUGAAUCCAGAGUCAAAUUUAUGUGAAGUUUAUCGAGACCAGUUGUAUGAUACACAGAAGUGUCAAAAACCAUCAGAGCAGAUACAUGAGCUGAAUUCAGAGAUAGUUACAAUAAAGGCGGCAAAUGCUAAUAGCAAUAUUCAAGGUGACAGUGUUUUCCUAAGUCAACAAUCUACAAACACAUGUAUCAGUAAUUUCAAUUCACCUCGCACUAAAAAUCUUAUUGAUUAUGGUGAAUAUGAUACUCCCCUGGACUUAAGUUUACCAAAAGAAUCAAACCAUAAAUCACAAUCUUUAGAGCAAGGAUCAGAGCUUGUUGUCCAAGAGUUAAAUAACAAUAUCAGUGUGUGCGAUCUAGAUGUUACUCGCAUUACACUAAAUUCUGGAAAUGUUCCUCAAUUUCUCAAAAAAGGCACCACCACAAUAAAGGUAGAAGAUGACAAAAUAAUCAUCAAACACCAGUCUAACCGAGAGCCUAAUGACGAAGGUUGUACUGAGGGCCAGGGUGUCAACCUGAAGGUCAUGAACAAGUGUGUGGAUAAAAGAAAGGUCAAGGUCAUCGUGCCAUGUUCUAUCAUUAUUGGGAAUUCUUCCCCGAAAGUGUCUGUCAUAAACAGCAACAACUAUGCUGCCAUACAAGAACUGCCUUCACCACAAUUUAGAAGAAGCAGUGAAGAUCAGACAAUUUCACUUGGUCAGUACUCGGACAUUGCAAACCAGAUUAAACAGGAGGUAACAGAAGAGCCUGAGCAGAUGGAACCACUCACAACUGGGAGUUUGACCUUAAAGAAACCUUCAAGGACAAAAUUAGAUGCCAUACAGCUGGGUAGUAAUGUCUUUUCUCGUCCUUCAGAGAGGCCGCGGUUUGUCUGGAAGAGUAGCAAAUUACCAGUCUUUGAUAUCAUGCAGUCUUCUGGAGAGACAAACCUGUUCUCAAAAUCUAAGACACAGCGAUUUACUGAUAGUUCCAAGGAAGAAUCCCCCAUUGGCUCUCCAAAACAAUUAAUGCCUGAUCUACUACAGAAUCUCAGUAGCAGUCAGAGCUCUAGAAGUAAGAGGUGGAAGAGAUCUCCAUCCACUGCCAUAACUACAAUUUCUAGCAGUCAGUACUACAGUACUUACGCCAGCAAGCCAUUUCUUCUGCCCGAGCAGGUCCAAAAGACAACAACAAACAAUAGAAUUGGUUAUCCAUUAGAUGAUGAGAAAAAUAACAUUGAUAUUCCAUCAAACGAGAAGACAUUUGGAGCAGAGUUUACCUUUAGAGUUGAUAGUUAUAAGGAAUGUCUGAGCAGCAUGACCCAGGCUGAUUAUAGUAGUCAGGCUGAAUACAAUAGUAAUCCAUCUUCUACCCGGCAGUGGCCUCCAACUGGGUUGAAACAGUGCAUGCAUCCCGAGAUUCCUGACCAGAACAACAAUACCCAGGACACAGAAGAAAAUGGAGAAUCAUCAGAGGAGGAUAGAGAGGAGGAUAAGGAAUUUGGGGGAAGGACCCUAAGACUGCGAGACCCAGAGAGCCCAGUGAAGUCCCUGCGGUCUGAAGCCCAGCUGUCACCCCGCGAAGUCUCCACCAGCCUGACAGAGAUACCCACGUUUUAUCCAACAGAGGAGGAGUUUCAGCGCCCCCUACAUUAUAUACAAAGCAUUGCUCCCCGGGCUGAGCCCUUUGGAAUGUGUAAAAUUAUCCCUCCUUCUAGUUGGAAGCUGGAAGGAAAGAUCAGUGAAGAUACCAGGUUUACAUCACAGAAACAGUUCACCCACAAACUGUACAAAAGAUUUGGUCCAAAUGUGGAGAAGUUAGAGUGUAUCAGAAAACACAUGGAGGUCUUAAAUCCAGAUGAACAGUUCCAGAUUCCAGAGAUUGGUGGUGUGGAGCUGGACAUUUGUGAUCUGGAUAGAACCAUCCAGGAGUGUGGGGGAAUGAGGCACGAGGUGGAGAAGAAGAAAUGGGCCCGGGUGGCGGACACCAUGAAUGUCCCAAAAAUGGCACAGGACCGCGGUACUAAGCUGUACGAUGCUUACUGUAAAUUUCUGCUGUCCUACAAUGACUUGAAUGCAGAAGAAAAAUCAAAACUUCAGAGCCAGGUCAAGGCUGAAAGAAUGAAGGUCAAGAGGGAAGACCAGGAGGAGGACUGUAUCAUCAAGGGAAAGAACAUGUCACUGGGGCGGUUUAUACAGAUGGCCAGAAACACAGCUUCCCACCACCAGAGGGAGCUCUCUUUGUCCACAGAGGAAACGGAGAAACAGUUUUGGGAGAUAGUCCGCAAUAGAAGCAGACAUGUAGCUAUACAUGGUGGCCAUGUUGAUACCAAAACUCAAACCUGUAGUCUGUUCCCAGUCAAAAAAGAGAACCAGUAUUCAAGGCAUCCCUGGAAUUUGAAUCUCCUCCCACAACAUCCUCUAUCUCUGCUGAAGUACCUAGGACCUGUACCUGGAGUAACGGUCCCCACUCUACAUGUGGGCAUGCUCUUCACUGCCUCCUGUUGGUCCACCGACAUCCAUCAUUUACCCUACGUCCAGUAUCUACACGGCGAGGCUGAUAUUGUGUGGUAUUCUGUCCCAUCUCAAGAAGAGGCCAAGUUUAAAUCUGUGAUGAAGGAACUCAUUCCUACCCUAGUCAGCAAUUCACCACGGUGGCUCAAAGAGGACACGGCCAUGGUGCCCCCUGAGAUCCUCCUACAGAAGGGUGUACACUUAAGCCGCUGUGUGCAGUCGCCCCACCAGUUUGUGGUGGUCUUUCCCCAGUCCUACACAGCCACCAUCAGCUGUGGGUACACACUCGCCGAGUCCGCUCACUUUGCCACCAAGGACUGGAUUCAACUCGGCCUUAAAACUGCUACGACUCUGCAGAUGUGUAAGGAGCCUGAAUUAUUCUCCAUGGAUGAACUGAUUUGUCAAAUAAUGGAGGACACCACGGCAUCAUCUGAUCUUCUCAGGACCAUCAUUCCUUACUAUGAACAAAUUCUACAGAGAGAGUUGUCACACAGGAGGAUGCUCAGUGACCUUGGAGUGACCUUGGGAAGGAGGAUGGCAACACCCACCCACACUCGUCUGAGUCAGUCAGCCUCCCGGCGAGCCUCCUUAGACUCAGAGGAGGUCACAACCCGGUGUGAAGUCACCAAGAAAAUCUGUUAUCUCUCACUGCUGAUGAACUCAACCACUGAUCAGACAUACUGCUUGGAGCAAGGGGUGCUACAGGCACAGAAAAAGAAAAAGUCCAAGUUCUGUUUAAUCUAUCGGUACACAGAGGAGGAACUGAAAAAGAUUAUGGAGGAUGCUAAAACCAGACUAACUGCUUUGUCACCUCCAGAGCCUGCUCCUGUGCAGAGGAGAAAAUCACGAAAAUCCGAGUCUUAAAUGCUACAGAGAUCUUAUGACUUAAUGCUUUUACACUGGAGAAAGUCAUGAAAAUCAGAAUCUUAAAUUAUGACUUACCUAAUUCUUUUACUGAGGAUAAUGUCAGGAAAGUCAGAUUCUUCAAUGUUUUGAGAAUCUUAUGACUGAAUGCUUUUUCAAGGAAUCGGAACUUUAAGUUUACAAAUGCAUUAGAUUGAAAUGAAGGCUAUAUCAUAAACAGGAUAAUGGAACAAAACUGUUCCUUUUGCAUGCUGUGUGUUUGUAGAUACAGCUUCUGAAAGUAAGUGUUGUCUAUGUUCUGUAGUUUGUAAACUAUUGGUGGAUUCUAUGGCUGUGGAUUUUAAAUCUGCAUUCGAGUGUCGAAUACCAUUUAAGUGGAGCCGUUUUCAGCGGAGAAAUGAAAGUUUUUAUAUACCAGUAACUGGUACAUAUUUUUAAAAGCAUUAUUUACAUGAUCAAAUUCAUUGUACAUUCAUAACUGAAACCUUUGCUUUAAAAGCAAUUUUUUACUCCUUUAUACUUGCACCCUGAAUUUUCUACCAUUUUAUGUAUAUAUAUUGCCUUAAAGAUGAAAUCUUUUUUUAUAUAUGAAUAAUACAUGUGUAUCUACUGUUUAGUGUAUUUUAUCCAUUGUAAACCAGUACCAUACAUUAUUUAAUGAAUGAAUGAGCAUGCUAUAUAUUAAUGUAGAAAUGUUUUGUAUUUUUUCAUUUCAUGAGUUGUUUGUUUCAUCUAAAUCUUAAGUACAGCAAAACCUUCUUGUAACAAGUUUUAUUUUAUAUUAUGCACACUGACAACAAACAGUCAAGACCCAUAUCAUUCUGUCAAUUAAUAUUCUUGCAAUUCACUCUCAGAAUGGAAUCUUCCCUUGAUUGCAGAUAUUCUCUGCAGGAAAAAGUGUCUGGCAUGAUUUUUAUGCAAUAUCUUUUUCUUUGAAAAUGAUGUGAAAACCAUGCAAAUUUCACAUUAUAUGAAAUAUAUUUGAGCCACUCUUGCCUACUUAGCAAGUAAUUUUCAGUGUUCAGAGAGGCUCAAUGUUAUGAACACCAAUGGUCACUUAUUUGUAUACUUUUAUAUGAUUUUUUGUGCAUCUUUAAAAUACUGCUUCUGGGGAAUCAAAUUCCUUAUAAAAAUGAUUUUAUUCAUCCAGAACAGUGAAGGGGCACUCUAGCAGAACAGAAGCCAAAAAUCCAAACACCUUUUCUACCAUGUGAAUUGAAAUGGUUUUCAACAUAUAUGUAAAUUAAUGUAAAAUUAGUAGAAUAUAAAGUUCAUUUUUGUUACCAGGGUAAUACAGAUGAAUUGGUUGAAAACAAGAAAAUCGGUAUUGAUAAGACUACACUUUUUAUAUUAAAAAAUUAUGUACAAUUUCACAAAUAUGUUUUUAAUAGCAAGUGCCCCCAACAGUAACUGCAUUCUCUCCAAAGUGCAAUGUUGUCAAUGUGAUAAUGUCAACAAAUAAAAUGCUGCUAGCAAAA
Molecule: messenger RNA, 6943 nt
Organism: Magallana angulata
Lineage: Eukaryota; Metazoa; Mollusca; Bivalvia; Ostreida; Ostreidae
Product: protein Jumonji-like
Exons: 22
Coding region: 147-5465 (1772 amino acids)
Biological process (GO): chromatin remodeling
Cellular component (GO): nucleus
Molecular function (GO): histone demethylase activity; DNA binding
Source: RefSeq, a predicted model, not a curated record